CCUACGCAAGGUCUGGAUUGGCGGGUCCAUGCACGACGCUUGAUGGCUUUUGUUGCAUGCUGAAUUUAGGAAAAUCGGGACAAGCGAUCUUUAAAUACAUUUUAAAGCAGAUAUUUAAGUAACGGUGCCAAUCGAACUAUUACAAUCAUUUCUGGCCACAAUAUAGGCCUUAAGUUGUCUAAUAAAUAGACUUAACUGACCUCGUAAAUUCAAUUUUCUCUUAAGAACGGCUGGCGUUACCAAGGAACCGGAAGGUUCCUCCCCCCCACAGCUGAACAUGAGCGAGCCUUCAGAACCCACUGCUGCAGUGGAGACAACAGAGCCGCCCAAGGAAGACGUGAAGCUGGCCACUGCCGGGAAGAAGCAGGCCAAGAAGAAGGUGGAGGAGGAGGUGGAGGAGGAGGAGGAGGAGGAAUAUGUGGUGGAGAAGGUCUUAGACCGCAGGGUGGUGAAGGGACGGGUGGAGUUUCUGCUCAAGUGGAAAGGCUUCUCAGAUGAGGACAACACUUGGGAGCCUCAGGACAACCUGGACUGCCCGGACCUGAUCGCCGAGUUCAUGCAGAACUACAAGACGGUUCAGGACACGAAGAAGAAGGAGGCGGUGGGCAAGCGGAAGGUGGGCGAGGCCGACGCCGAGGGCGAGGAGAGCCGCUCCAAGAAGAAGAAAGAUGAGGGGGAGAAAGCCAGAGGGUUCGGCAGAGGUCUCCAGCCUGAGCGCAUCAUCGGAGCCACCGACUCCAGCGGAGAACUGAUGUUCCUCAUGAAAUGGAAGAACUCGGAUGAGGCCGACCUGGUUCCUGCCAAGGAGGCCAACGUCAAAUGUCCCCAGGUCGUCAUCUCCUUCUACGAGGAGCGGCUCACAUGGCACUCUUACCCCACAGAGGAGGAGGAGAAGAAGGAGGAGGAGAAGAAAGACAAGAAUUAGGCUGGAGGGAAGAGGGGAGGGAGGGUGGGGUGGCGGGUGAUUCCAGGGUUGGGUUGGAGGGUCGUUUCUUUUAAAUACGUUUUUUCUUCAGCCCCAGACUGUUGACAGUGAUAGACCUUCAUCUUGUGUUACCGAUUCAAGCGACGCUUCUUUUCCAUGUGCAUUCUCAUCCCAAUGUGAAUGUCCCAGAAGGCACUGCUUCUUUCUCCUUCCGAGAUCGCGGGGGGGGGGCACUUGACAAACUGUAAAUACAUCGACGUGUCGUGGGGGGGUGAACCAGAUUAGACCCGUGGUUCUCACGCUUCGGUCGUUUUGCUCAUAUCAUGGACGUUGUCCCCCCCCAUUAUCACAACUCGCCUCAUGAAUACUCCUAGUAUUAAUCGGUUACGGUCAUUUACCGACGGUGGGGCUCCUUGGUGGAGCGUGGCCGCCACUUUUUCAGUCACUCCCUAAUCAAUGACGAUCAUGGUCUUUCACAGCCUGGUCUAUCGGGAACCGUAAGCUACAAGAAACGGUUCUUUUUAUAUCAGUGUGUUUCGUGGGGGAAGAUAUCAUGUUUAUCGGUCGUGUGAAUGUUCGCUGUGAGGGGGCUCUAACAGGUGAGACGAUGACAGGCUUAGGCUGCAGACGACUUCUCUAACUUUACUUAUAUGCCCGAUCUGAACAUUUCUAUAUACCGUCUCUGCUAGUGUAGUUUCUCAUUUGUAGCUUCGACCCACAGUCUUGUUGUUUUCUGUGUCUGUUGGCAGUUUUACCUGUUGCAUGUCCCAUGGGUUUUCCAUGUCACUGAUUUACAGGGGUCGCCUUCAUUUCUUUGAUGUUUUUUGGACAGUAAAGUUUUUUCUGUUUUGUUAAAGA
This is a messenger RNA of Osmerus eperlanus (European smelt), 1783 nucleotides long. Its product is annotated as chromobox protein homolog 1-like. NCBI's taxonomy places the organism in Eukaryota, Metazoa, Chordata, Actinopteri, Osmeriformes, Osmeridae. Gene Ontology annotation, molecular function: chromatin binding. Bases 278 to 925 code for a protein of 215 amino acids. The record is from RefSeq and is a predicted model, not a curated record. The transcript has 6 exons. Gene Ontology annotation, biological process: chromatin organization; negative regulation of transcription by RNA polymerase II. Gene Ontology annotation, cellular component: nucleus; pericentric heterochromatin.